This is a messenger RNA of Erinaceus europaeus (western European hedgehog), 1513 nucleotides long. It is a transcript of the gene GAPDHS, whose product is annotated as glyceraldehyde-3-phosphate dehydrogenase, spermatogenic. Gene Ontology annotation, biological process: glucose metabolic process. Gene Ontology annotation, molecular function: NADP binding; NAD binding; oxidoreductase activity, acting on the aldehyde or oxo group of donors, NAD or NADP as acceptor. Bases 109 to 1365 code for a protein of 418 amino acids. Lineage: Eukaryota; Metazoa; Chordata; Mammalia; Eulipotyphla; Erinaceidae. The transcript has 11 exons. The record is from RefSeq and is a predicted model, not a curated record.
GUCAGCCACAGCCAGAAGAGCCACGGCCAGAAGCCCCGUGCCCACUAGCCCGGCGCCCAGCAUCCCGGUAACAUCACAGGGCACUAGAUCAUGAGACCUUAGGAGGCCAUGUCGAAACGCGACGUCGUACUCACCAAUGUCACCGUUGUCCAGCUGCUCCGACAGCCAUGCCCUGUAGCCAGGCCACCACCACCACCACCGCCACCGCCACCACCACCGCCACCGCCGCCAGAGGCCAAGAUUGAGCCAGAGCCCAGGCCUGUGUCCCCGCCUCCACCCCAGCCUAUGCCUGUCAUAGAGGAAGCCCCAACACCACCACCACCGCCUCCACCACCACCUCCCCCACCUCCACCUAAGUCAGUCCUGACAGUCGGCAUCAAUGGAUUCGGACGCAUUGGCCGCCUGGUGCUGCGUGCCUGCAUGGAGAAGGGAGUCAGGGUGGUAGCAGUGAAUGACCCAUUCAUUGAUCCCGAAUACAUGGUGUACAUGUUUAAAUACGACUCCACCCAUGGCCGAUACAAAGGGAACGUGGAGUAUAAAAACGGACAGCUGGUCGUGGAUAACCAGGAGAUCACUGUCUUCCAGAGCAAGCUGCCCAGAGAGAUCCCCUGGCGGUCCGUCGGGAGCCCAUAUGUGGUAGAGUCCACAGGCGUGUACCUGUCCUUAGAGGAUGCUUCGGCACACAUCGGUUCAGGUGCCCAGCGUGUGGUCAUUUCUGCCCCCUCCCCGGAUGCACCCAUGUUUGUCAUGGGGGUGAACGAAAGGGAAUAUAACCCUGGAUCCAUGAGAGUCGUCAGCAAUGCAUCCUGCACCACGAACUGCCUGGCCCCCCUUGCCAAGGUUAUCCAUGAGCGAUUUGGGAUUGUGGAAGGGCUGAUGACCACCGUCCACUCCUAUACUGCCACCCAGAAGACAGUGGAUGGACCAUCGAAGAAGGACUGGCGAGGUGGACGAGGUGCCUCCCAGAACAUCAUCCCAGCCUCCACUGGAGCUGCCAAAGCUGUGGGCAAAGUCAUCCCUGACCUAAAAGGGAAGUUAACAGGAAUGGCAUUCCGGGUGCCAACCCCAGACGUGUCUGUUGUGGAUCUGACGUGCCGCCUGGCCAGACCUACCCAGUACUCGAGCAUCAAGGAGGCCAUAAAAGCAGCAGCCAAAGGACCCAUGGCUGGCAUCCUGGCAUAUACAGAGGAUGAGGUCGUCUCCUCGGACUUCUUGGGCAAUACCCACUCAUCCAUCUUCGAUGCGAAGGCCGGCAUAGCGCUCAAUGACAACUUCGUGAAGCUCAUUUCCUGGUACGACAACGAAUACGGCUACAGCCACCGGGUGGUAGACCUCAUCCGCUACAUGUUCAGCCGGGACCAGUGAAGCAGGAAGUCCCCGCCUCCGCUCCCCUUGCUCCCCGGGCCUGAAGAAGAGUCUGGGGUCCCGCACGCAGCCUCCCUGAGAAGGAGAGAGCGCUCAUUUAGUGGCCUGCGCCGUUGGCCAGCGGCGAAAUAAAAAUCCAGAGUGGUCA